Molecule: messenger RNA, 7848 nt
Organism: Cheilinus undulatus (humphead wrasse)
Lineage: Eukaryota; Metazoa; Chordata; Actinopteri; Labriformes; Labridae
Gene: arhgap31
Product: Rho GTPase activating protein 31
Exons: 10
Coding region: 1757-5296 (1179 amino acids)
Biological process (GO): small GTPase-mediated signal transduction
Molecular function (GO): GTPase activator activity
Source: RefSeq, a predicted model, not a curated record
CAUUCUUCUCACAUUUACCAGAAAAUCAUAAAUAUUCUGUUUUUUGGACUGGCAGUGGUUUUCUCAGAUCAAUGCAACAAAGAUAAUGGCAUCUUCAACCAAGACCAAGGUUACUGUCAACAAAAACUGAAGAAAAAACAAAGAAACAUGGCGAAAAAACUUUUCAUUAUAGGAAAUAUAAACAAAAUCAAACUAUUAAAGAAAGUACUAGCCAACUUGAACAGUAUUGUGUGUUGGCAAUACUUGCUUUAAUCAAAAUGACAUUGUAGAGAAAACAUUUUUUUUUCCCUCAAAACAUUAUGUCAUAUCCUAUCAUAAUGUAUUUUGUCUGAAUAUUCAACAUACAUUCUAGUGGGCUUUUUUCAAGCUGUGGGUGUAUCCAUAUUCCUGUAGUACCACCCACAUGACCCCACAGGGACACGAUCAUACCCUCUCCUGGUCAACAAAACACGUAGACUGGAUUAGCAAACUCCCAUGCUCCCCCUACAAGCUCUGCAAGGGUAAAGAGCUGGUCCACUGUCCCACUGCCAGAACAGAAUCUGCAUUGUUCCUCCUUUAUCCAAGGUUUGACAAUCAGCUGGAGCCUCCUUUCCAGCACACAAGUGUAAACUUUUCCCAGGAGGCUGAGUAGUGAUUCCCUGAUAGUUCAAGCAAACCCUCUAGUCCCUUUUUUUCUUUUUUAAAUGGGAGCCACGACUUCAGUCUGUCACUCCACCGACACUGUCCCAGACCACAUCCAAAGCCUUCAGCAUCUCAGACUCUACCUCCUCUUUGUAGGACGUGUGAGCUGGAUUAAGGAGUUCCUCUAAGUAGCCCUUCCGCCGUCCAACAACAUCCCCAGUCUGGGUCAGCAAUUCCCCACUUUCAAUAGCCUCACCGAACUCCUCACAUAACAGAGUUCUUGCCUCUGCAACUGCAGAACUGCAUCCCAUACCUGAUGGCUUCCAGAAACCCCAGGGCAAGCUGUGCCUGAGAAGUCCUUCUUUGGCCUGAAGAAGGAGGCUGGAGCUUACUUUUGACAGGCACUGAUGGUUUUCAAGCCAUAACACCUAACAGCUGCUUCCUUAAUGGAGGCUUUGAACACCGACCACUCAAAUUCCAUGUCCCCAACCUCUCCCGGGAUGCACGAGAAAUUCCUCGGGAGAUUGUAGUUGAAGACCUCAGGGACGGGGCUUCCACCAGACGUUCCCAGUUCACCUGCACAUCACAUUUAGGUUUACCAGGUCUGUCCAGUAGCUCCCCUCCACCCUGGUACCAAGUAUAUUUACGAGCACCUCUAUGCUCGAACAUGAAGUUCAUUAAGGACAGUCCAUGUCUUGCACAGAAGUCCAACAAUAAAGCACCACACAGGUUAAGGUUGGGCAGGCCAUUCCUCCCAAUCACCCCCUCUAGGUUUCUGAGUCAUUGCCCACAUGAGCUAUAGUGUCCCCAGGUGAGGCCCCCUCUGGUUCAAAACUGCUGUUCAGUGCAUAAGCACAGUCAGAGCCUUCCUCCCUGCCACUUUGAGUCGCAGGGAGACGACGCUCUCGUUCACUGGAGGGCUUGUGAGUAUCCCCACAGCAUCCCCUUGCCUCUCACUCUGGGCGACUUCAGAAAAGGAGAGUCAAGCCCCUCUCCAGGAGCUUUGUUCCAGAACCAGAAUGCUGCAUGUACGUGAGCCCAACUAUAUCCAGUCAGUAGUGUUCCACCUCCUGAACCAACUCCAGCUCCUGCUGCCCAUAGACACUGCACCCGACUUCCCCGCCCAUGCCUGCAGAUGGAAGCAGCCACAGUCCAGGGGGAUCAUGAGAGACUAUUGCACAUCCAGAGAGUCAUCAAAGAACUGCCGAUCCCUCAUUUCAGGACUCUGGAGUACCUCACUAAACACUUGAGCCACCUCGCCACCUUAAGCACUCAGACCAACAUGCAUACUCGAAACCUGGCUUUGGUCUGGGCUCCAAAUCUGUUGAGAUCUAAAGACAUCGAGGCAUCAUCUGCAAAUGGAGACAUGGCUUUCCAGGAGGUGCGGAUCCAACAAUCGGUCAUCGAGUUUAUUCUGAAUCACACAGAGCAAAUCUUCAGCGGCAACUCUGUGCAAAUCAAACCCAAAGAAGGAUUGGGUCUGAAGUGUGGGGAGAAGUAUGCCACACUCCCAAUCAGUGGUCAAGGUGGGCCGAUGAAACUGAUGUCACUGGAGGAAGCGCAGGCUCGCUCCUUAAGUCCAAAUCAUCCUGUUCAUAGAGAGCGGCAGCGAGAGAACAGCCUCCCUGAUACCAGCACAGCCAUGCUCUACCACACCGUCAUCGACAUAUCUGACAGCAAGAGAAAGUUUUCUGGGAAAUCAAAGAAGUGGAAGUCAAUCUUCAACCUGGGGCGCUCUGUGGACUCAAAGGGGAAACUGAGCAGGAACGGGAGUGUGUUCAUCAGAGCACAAGGAAUAAAAGAAAAGGCAGCUCUUCGACCAUCCAGAAGCAUGGAGUCUUUAUGUUCCCUACCAACAGAUGAUGACAGAGGAGGGGCCAACAGUCCAGUAGGUGGAGCUGGCAGCCUUUUUGUUCCAGAUGUAAAAUCCAGGACUCUGGGUUCUGACUCUCUCUAUGAACACGAACAAACCUGGGACCUUAAAGGGAACAAAGCAGCAGGGGCGACUGGAGGAUGGGGCUCUAAUUUGAACCAAAAGGGGUCACCAGGUGCCUCUGCAGCCCCUCAGAAAACACUACCAGAACAGCUGAAGGUGUUCAAAGGUGACGACCUCAGUGGCUACCGGCCCACCUCCCCUAAAAACAGGAGGAUGUUGUACUCAGGCUCCUCCCACAACAGCUCCUCCCGGCCCUCCUUCCCUGGUAGCUUCUUCCCUCUGGAGUCAUCUCCCAGGCAUCAGCGUAGAGCUGUAAACAUAUCUGAGCCUUUUGCAGUGUCCGUACCUCUGCGCGUGUCAGCUGUUAUCAGCUCCAACAGCACGCCAUGCAGGGGGCCCGCCAAGGACAAAGCUGCCACUCUGAAACCUAAAGAGAGCUCAGAGCAGAGCAGCAGCAGUGGAAACAGCAACACUUUCCUUCAACUGGAAGCCAAGAAGCAGGAAGGAACAGAGAAGAAAAACACAGAGGAGCAGACCUCUGCAGUCCUGCCUCAGGAUACAAGCAAAGAAGUGGUACAAGAAGGCCAAGGAAGGAUGAACAUUUCUGAACUGGAACCUCACACCCUUAAAAAAGGAUCACAAGAAAAAGAUGCAGCAGCGCCAUCUCCUGGGGAAGAACAGCAAAAGCAGCCUGUAGCUGUGAAACUGGAGAAAAAAUCUUCUGGUAAAGAGUCGUGGCCUGACCUCAACCAGGAGCUGAAAAUAACCGAACCUGAAAUCGAUCUGCUGGAUGAGACUUUUAAACCAGUUUUUGGCUCUAAGAGCUCUUGUGAGGUCACAAAGUUAACCAUGGAUGUGAAGUCCAAGCGAAGCCGCAGCUCUCCGUCGCUGUCUCUGUUAUUUAGGGAGCAGCCUUCCAAUACCUCUCUGAGUGAUCUUACAACAGUGGGUGGAUCACGCUCUGCAAAAAAACAACCCUCAGAGUCAGACAUCUCAUUCCCUCCUCACACAAACAAAGAAAAUGUCUUCACUGCUGACAGGGAGCAUGACAAAGAGAAGCUGCAACAAAAACCUGAAUCUUCAAACAAAGAAGAAACAGCAGACGCCAAACAGAGUCAGCUCCCUUUGAAGGAAACCAGUUUAGAUAAAGCUGGAAAACCUCUGAUGAUAGAGGAAACCCAGACAGUUGAAGGCCCCUCAUCAGCAGAUGAUGCAGAGAAACAUAAAACUUCACCAGAGGACAUCAAUGUCUCAUAUCAUGGAGGAAAGAAGAGUGUGAUUCCAGAGCUGGAAGUAAUUCAGAGGCUCUCGGUGUGUUUAGAAGAGAGAUGCAACACCCUGGAGCUGCCAAACCUCGACAUUGAUGAAGGAAGUGGAGGAAACUCAGAGGAGCUGGACUUGGUGGAGCCCUGGGAGGAUCUUAGCUCCACCAAGCAGUGGGUCACCAGUCCUCUCCACUCACCUGAUAUAGAGGAGCUGUUUCACCAGCUGUCCCCCUUUAGCUCUCGGGACACUCCAAGCUCGGAAGAGGAAAAGAUUUCCUCUCCUACAGUCGAUGAAAAGAAACAAUCUCUCACGAAGAGCUCAGAAAACUUCUCAGGAAACCUUUCUCAGAACACCAGCAGCAAACCAGACACUCACUGGAUGUAUUUACCGUCAGUGCCAACACGAGUUCGUGCAAACAGCAGCAGUGAAAGCCAGCUUCACGCAGGGAAAUGCAGCACAACAAAACAGAAGAAUACAGCAUCAUCUCAGAGGUUUUUCAGACAGAUGUCUCAUGAGGCGGCUGCUUCAGAGAAAAGAGAGGAGAACUGCUUCUCUAAACACCGGCCAUACUCGCUCAAUUUAGAUCUGGGGCAGCGAUGCAUCAGAGACAUUUCUAACCAGCAAAACCGGAGCUCCUCAGAGUUUUCUUCCUCUAAGAAAGGUUUACAGAGCUCCUCAGGGACAGUCAGCAACGGACUGCCCUCAGAGCUGGACUUGUUCCUGAGCGAUCGUCAGGCACCUCUACGCCGAAACUCAGCCCCGGUCAGCGUGUCGUCUGUGAGAACAGCCUUCAUGAUAAAAACAUGCCAGGCCAAAGCCGUGCCGGUCGUCCCUCCGAAGGUGCAGUACAGUCAGAUCCCUCACUCCAGACAUGAGAGCGACUUUCCUGCAGUGAAGGAACAAGAAAAAGAGCGUCCUAAAAUGACAGCAGAGAAGAGCAACAGCCUGCCUCCUCCUGUGAUGUCUGAUCUAAAAGAGGAGCUGGAGAAUAAAAAACCUGUCGCCAAACACCAAAAACAUGCUAAUAUUGGGAACAGCGCUGAUUCUGUGAAGACCACGUUGACUACAGAGUUGCCAGUCAUAACAAGAAGACAUGCACCAAGUCUGGAGGUGUUUGUAGAUGGUCCCAGACCAACCAGAGGGAAUGUUUUACAAAGACCAUCCUUCAGGAACAGACAAAGACCUCAAAGUCUCAUCCUGCUCAGCCCUCCUUUCCCCAUCAUGGACUACCCGCCGUCUGGAGAUGACACCAGGCUCCUCUCAUCCAUAAAGAGUCUGAACGAGGCAUCAGCAGGGAGCGUGUUCUCGAAGGAGAUGGCAGAGAACUUCAGGGUGCCGGAGGGGAUCCCUAUUCAAAAUAAAAUGACUAUUCCAAAAAGCGGACAGAGGUUAGAGACAUCAACCAGCUGCUUCUACCAACCACAGAGGAGGUCCAUGAUAUUUGACAGCAGGAGCCACCGACAGAAUGAGUGAACGGAGCUAAAGUAACAAACUGUGACAAUGGUUGUAAAUAAAUAGUAUAAAAAGAAACUUAUAGAGGAAAUGGAAAAGAUAAAGUGGAGCAAAGCAUGUCGAUUGCUGUACUGCAGCUUCUUUUUACAGGAAUCCUGGACUCUUCUAAAUUGUGAAGUAUAAGGAAAAAAGUCAAGGAUGCAAAGAGCUAUUUGAAACCUUUUGAGUUUGAUUUAUGGCUGCAGUUUGUGGGAGUUUUUGCUAUCCAUCAAACAGUUGUUUGGUCAGUAAACUACAAAAAACUAAGAUUAAAAUUUCUUAGUAUGGUUUCUAACUUUCUUACUACACCCAUAAAACUUUCUUAAACACCAGCUGCUAAAGCUUAGGGUCUGUAGAUCCAGCAUUUGGUUAGUAAAAAAUGCUGAGAAUUCAAAAUUAUUUAUCAAAAUUGUGGAAAAUUGAGCAGUAAUCUCCUCUCUUGGACGAUGUGGAUGUGCCAAUUGAAUGUGCUGAAACCAAGCUAUAGGAACGAACCUCCCCUGACAUUCAAAAAUUAUUUUUUCAAUUCUUUAGAUUUUUGCAUUGAGGGAGUAUGAACGGGCAGAAUGAGGGCAUAGCUAGGAACAGUAAAACUGCAGACUGUAUGUAAGUUAUGAUAUUGAGCAGGUGAGCUGAAGAUGCUAAAGGGUUGGUGCCUUCAUGUCAUGUUGGGGAUGGGAUAAUGCAAAGCUUAUUUGCUACACAGACUACUCUAGGGAUGCAUGGUAUUAUCUGUGUGAUAUCGGUAUCAGCAGAUGUUUUUGUCAAAAGUGGAAUAUUGGUAUCUGUGAGGAAAGUUGCUCUGUCUUCCUGCUUUCUUUCCUCUAUCCCUCAUCCUCUGUGUGUGCAUCUUAGUUAUUGUGUUGGAGCUGCUUUCAGAAGGCUGCACAAUGUGAUAUUUGAAAACUGACGAUGACAUAAAGACACAAUAAUAAGAAAAAUACAAUUUUUGAUUCAAACAGAGGGGUCUGUACAUUUCUAACGCCCAUUCCUCAUCUGAGACACCGUAUAUCUCAGAAAGGAAGUGCCAUUAUUUGCUGGUACAAUGUAUUUCCAUUUGUUUUUUCAAUUUAACUUGAUUGAUAAAGAAAGUCUGGCAGUUACAUUUAUCAAAUAACCACAUUGAAAACAUAGACUAAAAAAUAUUUCAUAAAUAAAACAGAGAAAGAUCAGAGGUCUAAUCUGGGAUUGACUCAUGUAUAGACCUGUUUUAGAAGUAGUUACAUGAAUGCUGGCUCACUUUAGCUUCAUUAGCUUUAGCUAAAGCCAACAUAGCUACCCUGGCUACAUAGUUAACGUUACUACAUAAGCCAGUGUAGCUACGUGUGUUCAUGGAGGACAAGCUUUUUCCUCUAAGCAGACUGUUUACUCAGCUUUAUCAAAUGUUUUGUAAAAAGGUUUUGCAGGUCAGGUUUUGACUUUUAACUUUUGGUAUCCAAACCCCUCCCCUAACCCUAAACAGAAGUUUAAAAAAAUAUAUAUUUCUUAAGUGUAAGCGUGUAUUUCCGGUCUGACAUAUAUGGCAUCUCAGAUGAACUGUCAUGAGAGUGGGCAUCAGAAGUUUACGGUCUGCAGCCAGACUGUCUUGUGUAUUUAAAGAUAAGAAGUGCCUAAAACAGCACUACAUUUAACCAGUUAAACUUUCUUUUUCAUUAAAAAAUCACACUAUAUAUAACAGAAAGAAAAAGUUUUUUUUCCAAUAUUGUUCAGCCCUCUUGGGUAUCUCCUACAGCAGUGUUUCCCAAACAUUUUUCCUUGGAGCCCCCCACUACAUGUACCUAAAAAUAGCGGAGCCCCCAGGAUCCAAGAGAAAGGAAAUAGUGACACAUUUCCGCCAAAAAUCAAUAUAAAUUUCACUUUUUUCACUGAUAAAACUAUGAAAAAGGCCUAUGCAUGCCUUCGUCAUCAAAAUACCUUUGUACAAACUUCUUGAUAACUGCUUAAUCGUGGUUUUAGUCAAUAUUUGCAAAUCUAAUUUUGACAGCCUCAGAGCAGACAAAGCCUCGCGCCCCCCCUAAGAUCUUUGGCACCCCCCUGGAGGGUCCUGGAUCCCAGGUUGGGAACCAAUGCUCUAAUGGAUGGUCAACUUUGAAUUAAGGGGAUAAAUCAAGAGUAUCCCCAUGUCUGCAGACGCCACCUCUGCAUGUUAUCACAGAAUAACAAAAUGAAAUACAGUAUAUGGCUGCAUGUCUUCUUAGGGCUUCCAAACAAAGACUUACUUGAUUUUACUUGUUUAAAAAUGUUCUUUAUUGUCAUUCUUCUCCAAGAUAAGUUUUUAAUGGCUUUCAUGGAAGCCAGGAGUGUUUGAUAACCGAGGCUUAGCCCAAACUUAGGAGGGUCCGGAGGUACAGGUAAAAAGAUUCAGGGCUUUUGAGAAAACAUUUGUGGCUUCAGCCCUGCAAGCCCACCCCUGGCUCCGCCUGUGGUUCAAGCAGUGAGUAGAUGUAUCAGUGGGAAAUAUGAACAAAAACACAGUUUGCUUUUUGAGAUCUUUAUUGCCUGAAAAAACAACCCGAGCUGCAGUAUAGUACCAA